Molecule: messenger RNA, 578 nt
Organism: Coccomyxa subellipsoidea C-169
Lineage: Eukaryota; Viridiplantae; Chlorophyta; Trebouxiophyceae; Coccomyxaceae
Exons: 1
Coding region: 264-467 (67 amino acids)
Source: RefSeq, a predicted model, not a curated record
AGCUGCACUCGUGCCUGAUGUAUCCUGCAAAAUGACGCACACCCCUGAGAUUGGCCCCUCAUUGCCCGAUGUUUGUCGGGGCUAUCCCGACUUUAGGUCGAGAUCACUUCGGGGCACGUUCCGGAAAAUUUGUCGCUUCGCUCCAAAUUUUUCCGGUAGUCCCCGGAAAAAUCCCUGACACCCGAAAUUUGAAGCCUAUCCCCUCCGGAAUCCGGAGGGGAUGGCCAACCCUGGGUCCAGAUGGUUAGGUCUGUCAUUUGAGAAUGCUGCAGCCACUGCCAAGACCAUGGAGUGGGCUAAGCUGUACUGUUUCCGUGGGGAGUCACCGGCAUCUACUACGUCGGCUAUCAAGAACUUUACUCAGGCAAUGCUUGCUCAUGGCAAGGAAGUAUGCAAGGGUUACAAUGGGUUCUUUGGGUGGCUUGCUGUCGACGCAAUGGCCAGUGCCGGUGGUGCCACAGUUAUGAAAGUAUUUGAGCUGACGCAUAUUUAUAGCUGUGGUGAAUGCCCUGACUGCUUGGGACAGACUGGGAAAAUCGAGUGUCAGGGUACAAUGGGGCAACAUUUCUUUCUUGGUG